This is a messenger RNA of Arabidopsis thaliana (thale cress), 1820 nucleotides long. It is a transcript of the gene IQD19, whose product is annotated as IQ-domain 19. Lineage: Eukaryota; Viridiplantae; Streptophyta; Magnoliopsida; Brassicales; Brassicaceae. The record is from RefSeq and is marked reviewed. The transcript has 3 exons. Bases 83 to 1465 code for a protein of 460 amino acids. Gene Ontology annotation, cellular component: plasma membrane; cytoskeleton.
CUAAAACUCAACCAAAAAGGGGGUACAAAAAAAGAGAAAAAAAAAAUUAAAUGUUAUUGAGUGAUGGGUAGUUAAAGAACUUAUGGUGUUAGGCUGUCCAAAAAGAGAAGCAGUUAAAGAGUUUGGAGUACAAUGUCUUAAACAAGAAAAUGUCUGUCCCAUUAUAACAUCUCGAAACCAAACACACACACACACACAUAUAACAAUCUCUUCUUCUCUGACAUUACACAAUGGUGGUUUGAGUUUACAGAAGAUAAUAAUGGGGAAAACUAGCAAAUGGUUUCGAAGUCUCUUAACCGGAAAGAAAGAGAGAACAAAGGAACAUAUCAUUCAAAGCGAGUGUGUAUUCACUUCUUCCAUUCCAGGCACUCCUAAGGAGAAACGUCGAUGGAGUUUUCGACGUUCUUCAGCAACUGGACCACCGCCACCAGCUUGUGCUAUUACACUGAAAGAUUCACCACCACCGCCGCCACCACCACCUCCACCUCCACCGCUACAACAACCAUUUGUGGUCGAAAUCGUGGACAAUGAAGAUGAACAAAUCAAGAACGUUUCAGCUGAAGAGAUUGAAGAAUUUGCAGCAAUAAAGAUUCAAGCGUGCUAUCGUUCUCAUUUGGCGAGGAAAGCAUUAAGAGCAUUAAAAGGGUUAGUGAAAUUACAAGCACUAGUGAGAGGUCAUUUAGUAAGGAAACAAGCAACAGCUACACUUAGAUGUAUGCAAGCAUUAAUAACACUUCAAGCCAAAGCUCGAGAACAGAGGAUUCGUAUGAUCGGAGGAGAUUCAACAAAUCCAAGAACAUCGAUUCACAAAACCAGGAUCAAUAACUUUUACCACGAGAAUGAAGAAAACAUCAAGAUUGUGGAAAUGGACAUUCAAUCGAAAAUGUACUCUCCGGCUCCUUCGGCUUUAACCGAGAUGAGUCCUCGCGCGUAUAGUAGCCAUUUCGAGGAUUGUAACUCAUUCAACACAGCUCAAAGUAGUCCACAAUGUUUCAGCAGAUUCAAAGAGUAUUACAAUGGAGAUACUUUGUCUUCUUAUGAUUACCCUCUCUUCCCUAAUUACAUGGCUAAUACUCAGUCUUCUAAAGCCAAGGCUCGGUCUCAAAGUGCGCCGAAGCAGAGACCUCCUGAGAUCUAUGAGAAGCAGAUGAGUGGGAGGAGAAGAUCUUCGAUGGAAGCACCGAGGAAUAACGGUGUCCCGAGAGCUGUAAGGAUGCAGAGAUCUUCAUCUCAACUAGGGUCAAACACAGCCAAGGAAAGUCAACAACAUCAUCAUCAUCAGUACUAUCCGUGGAUGGCGAUAAAGCUCGAUAGAUCUAAUAUUUCGCUUAUGGAGAGCGAAUGCGGAUCUACAAGUACCGUUAUGACUAAUACCAACUACGGUAGACAUGUUGAUGUGAGUCCGGAAAGAUUACUUGUUUCACAAGAAAAUAUGAAUUUUGAGAUUAGCACUUAUAUUUCUUGACUUUGUAUUAUUGCAGGUUCAGGGAAACAACAACAUGUACUGAACACUGUGCUUUAGAAUUUGAGAGAUUGCUGGAAAAAUAGGCAAGCCUAAAAAACGAAGAGGACAGGUUUAUAGGAGUUUUUUUUAUGAUGAUGGAGAUUUAACAAUCUCUAUAUGUAAAGCAAAAAAUGUAGUAGACUGUAGAAGUGACUCAUCUCGUCUUAAAUUUUGAUUUUUCCUUUUUAAUUAUCAUUCGAAUUAACGUUAACAGUAUUUGUCAAAUUCAUGGAUGUUACUAUGUUCAAAAUCCAUAAUUUGUAUAUUGAUUCGAUUACAUUAGUCAUCAGCAAACUGAAUUACAAUCAAACAGGAC